Messenger RNA from Selaginella moellendorffii, 1508 nucleotides. Its product is annotated as ALA-interacting subunit 3. NCBI's taxonomy places the organism in Eukaryota, Viridiplantae, Streptophyta, Lycopodiopsida, Selaginellales, Selaginellaceae. Gene Ontology annotation, cellular component: plasma membrane; Golgi apparatus; endoplasmic reticulum. The coding region runs from base 20 to 1198 and encodes 392 amino acids. The transcript is spliced from 8 exons. The record is from RefSeq and is a predicted model, not a curated record.
CGUUAGGGAUUUUGUGGCGAUGGAGGUGGUGAGUAGUUCCGAGAGCCCGACUUCGUCCGCGAGUACGUCCACAGCCGCGACGGCGUCUCUGCCGCCAUCGUUGAAAUCCAGGCGGCCGAAAUAUUCUAGAUUCACGCAGCAAGAGCUUCCAGCUUGCAAGCCCAUGCUCACGACAGGAUGGGUGAUAUCGAUUUUCAUGGCUGUUGGUGUACUGUUUAUUCCACUUGGAGCCUGCGCUUUGAAUUCGUCCAAGAAGGUUGUGGAGAUCGUCGAUCAGUACGAGACUGUUUGCAUCCCUUCUGCUGGAACAAAAGAAGCACGGGUCCAAUACAUCCAGGACAUCUCCACCGCCAAAGCUUGCACUAGACAGCUCCUGGUCACUAAGAACAUGGCCAAGCCGAUUUAUGUCUACUACGAGCUUCACAACUUCUUCCAAAACCAUCGGAGAUAUGUAAAGAGCAGGAGUGAUCAGCAGCUUUUAUAUGGAAAUGCAAGCGAGAGCAGCAUGGCCAACUGCGAUCCACAGAGGCUCAUCGCUGGGAAGCCCAUUGUGCCGUGCGGGCUCAUCGCCUGGAGCCUGUUCAACGAUACAUACUCGUUCAAGCUCAACAGUGUGGCUCUCGUAAUCAACAGGAAGGGCAUCGCCUGGGACAGCGAUCGCAAAGACAAGUUUGGUGGCAGUGUUUAUCCUUCCAACUUUCCAAACAAUUAUCCCGCCGCUACAAACGGUAGCAUCAUUGGUGGAGCAAGCUUAGAUCCCAAUACUCCACUAAAUGCGAAUGAGGAUCUCAUUGUGUGGAUGCGAACUGCAGCACUUCCGGUGUUUAGGAAGCUGUGGGGGAAGAUUGAGCGCGAUCUCUAUGCCGGGGACUUGAUCACCGUGGACAUAAACAACGUCUACAAUGUCUACAGCUUCCACGGUAAGAAGAAGCUGGUCUUGGCAACCACAAGCUGGCUGGGAGGCAAGAACCAUUUUCUGGGAAUCGCUUAUCUCGUUGUUGGUGGCUUGAGCAUUGCGAUGGCGAUGGUAUUUGUAGGAAUUCAGAUCAAGUGUCCAAGGCCUCUCGGUGAUCCGAGCUACUUGUCAUGGAACAAGAACAAGGGUCGCGACUUAAACACGAGUCCAUCAGCCACUGGAGUGCACUUUGAGGUUUGCGGAACUUUCAUGUUUUUAGAGGUCAAAGCUCUUUGUUCUUGAUUUUCUUCCAGGAGCGGUCGCUUGCAACAGGAAAUUGAGUGAUUAAAUCCUUUAUUUGCUAGUUGUAGUAACCCAAAUCUUUCUCCGUUGGAACCUUUUCGUGGUGGGGAUCCGACGGUGUUGCUUGCAUGAGUGAGCUAGAUUGCGACGAGCGGGAAAUUUGAGGCUCGAUCCUCUAGAGUGAGCAAUUACCACAGGUGGUUCCUUUUGCAAAGCCACUACCAGAUCUAUCAACUGAUGGAAGUCCAGAAGGAUGAAUUAUGCGACUUUCAUGGGUCCAAAUGUUGUGAUGCGUAAAAGCAAUUUCUUC